This is a messenger RNA of Condylura cristata (star-nosed mole), 2124 nucleotides long. It is a transcript of the gene RFK, whose product is annotated as riboflavin kinase. NCBI's taxonomy places the organism in Eukaryota, Metazoa, Chordata, Mammalia, Eulipotyphla, Talpidae. Gene Ontology annotation, molecular function: riboflavin kinase activity. Gene Ontology annotation, biological process: FMN biosynthetic process; riboflavin biosynthetic process. The transcript is spliced from 4 exons. The record is from RefSeq and is a predicted model, not a curated record. Gene Ontology annotation, cellular component: mitochondrion. The coding region runs from base 360 to 827 and encodes 155 amino acids.
UCGCGACCAGGAAGUGGCCGCCAGCCGGGCGCCGCGGCCGGGGCUUCAGGACCCGCCCCACCCCUCCCCUCCCUCCGCGCUCUCCUCCCUCCGCGCACUUACCUUCCGCGGUAGAGGCGGCCCGGGAUCGGAGGCACUCUAGUCGCCGGGCACCGUCUGUUGAGUCUGUGGCGCGAGGGGCUCGCUGCGUCGUGUCGUCGGCACCGCGGGCCGGUGAGACACCAGCCAGCCAGCCCGUCUCGUGGGACGAGGACUUGUCCGUGUCCCCCGGCAGGUCGGGGGGUCCGGGCACCGCCUCGACGGCGGCUCCGCUGGACGCGCGGACCGGGCCGCAGCCUGCACCCCCAGCUGACCGCGUCAUGCGACACCUGCCGUACUUCUGCCGCGGCCAGGUUGUGCGGGGUUUCGGCCGCGGCUCCAAGCAGCUGGGCAUUCCCACCGCUAACUUUCCUGAACAGGUAGUAGAUAGUCUUCCAGCUGAUGUGUCUACUGGCAUUUAUUAUGGUUGGGCCAGCGUUGGAAGGGGAGAUGUCCAUAAGAUGGUGGUGAGCAUAGGAUGGAACCCAUACUACAAGAAUACAAAAAAGUCAAUGGAAAUUCACAUCAUGCACACCUUCAAAGAGAACUUCUAUGGAGAAAUCCUCAAUGUGGCCAUCGUAGGUUAUCUCAGACCAGAAAAGAACUUUGAUUCUUUGGAAUCACUUAUUUCAGCAAUUCAAGGUGAUAUUGAUGAAGCUAAGAAACGACUAGAUUUACCAGAACAUUUGAAACUCAAAGAAGACAACUUCUUCCAGGUUCCUAAAAGCAAAAUAAUGAAUGGCCACUGAACAAUCAUUUCUUUGCUCACUGUUUUCUAGUAUUUUACUGCCCAUAAUUUUGCAGUCUCAUCUUGGCAAUAUUUUAAAAUCAAACAUUUUCCUGUAGCUAUGAAUUAGUUCAGACAGCACAUUGUACUCACUGUGUUUCACCUAUUAAAUUAAACACUCCGUGCAGCAGGACUGGAGGAUUUAUUUCAAAAAUCAAGAUUGUUUUUAUGUGCUGUGUUGAUUAAAAUGAACCACUAGAAACGUCUUAAGUGUCUUAAAAUAGAAAGGAAAUUGAUAUCAAUGUGGGUAAAAAGGCAAAUCACUCUUUUGAAAUGAGUGCUGUUGUCAUAGUAAAUGACAAGCAUGUCUGUGCUUGGGCAGCAUGUGCUCAACAGAGGAGAAUGAAAGGAAAUAUCCUGAAUGGGGGCUGGUAGUUUAGAAUAUCCAAGCUUUAUAUUUCUGAUAUUUUGUACAUUGAUAUUAUCACAGACAUAAAACCAGUGAAAUUUCAUUUUAACCAGCCACUUCCUGUACGAGGACUAAUCAUUUUACUUGAUACCAUUUUUGUUAAUUGCUUCAGUUCUAAUUGGUGUAGAUUCUCUUUGCCUAUCUGCUAAAGCAGUGAAAUGAAUGUUUCUCAUAUGUCUUGGUCUCAUUUUUGUGUGGUAUACAUUUCUCUAUUUAAGGAUAUGUAGCACUUUAGACUUGGAUUCUUUUUUCCUUUAAACUGACACAUUGAAGUUUUUUUCCCCAUUUAGAAUAUCCUACAACUUUACACGUGCAAAAGACUACUUCUAUCUCCACCAUUCCAUCUAUUCACUAUAACAGCAGUGACUAAGUGCACAUCUAUAUUGCCUUUUUAGGAAAGAAGUCCCCCAAACUUCCAUCAUUCUGUUUCCUCACAGUUACAUGGACAUAUGGCAAUUCUUUUAUGUAUACCAGUCUCUUGAAGAACAUAAGAUACUUGUUUUCCCCUGAGGGAAACUACUUAAGAGCCAUUUUAGCUAUGAAAUAGAAAGGUAUUUAUUUUUAAUGUAAUCUCAUGUUCUUGAGCAAAUGUAAACUGUUGUAUAUGUACAAUGUAAAUGAAUGCUAAAGAGUGGUUGUAGCUUAGAAGGACAUAAUAAAAUUUUAGUUAAAUAAACUUUACACUAUGCAUUUUUCCUUCUACCAGCUUUGAUUUUUGCUACUUGGUCUUUUGUAUAAUUGGCAGAAAGUUGAAAUUUUUGUCCAUUAGAACAUUAUGAUUACAGAGAGGGUGCCAUCUGAAACAGUAUACUUCAUUAUUGCUUUCUUCAUUACCAUAUUAGGUGGAUGG